CCAGCAACAUGGCGACGCUGUGAGCUACUUGUUGGGAGCAAUAAGUGGGGGGAAAUCCCGUACAGGCACGCCGAGUUCUGGGAGAGUGCUUCGGGCCACCAUGAAAGCAAGUGCUGCCCUUAAACCGAGUCAGUGAUCUCUGGGGGAUACAGGCUCACUGAGGGACUGCUGGGGCUGGCUGACCGAGGCUAUGAACUCAAGAUUGGUGUGUAGCAAGAGGAAGUGCUGUCUAUUUUAAUGAUGCUGUUUUCCAUGCCUUGGAAUGAAAUCUAUAUUAGAUGAACUUAACCAUGGCACAAAGCUGGGGACAGAAAGAUAUGGAAGGUAAAGUAGAGAUACAGGUCUAGAAAGCGAAAGCAAAAACUUGCCUCUACGGAGCAGACCGGUACAAGACCAGUGCCCAUUAUGAAGACCAAUAUGAAGAAAACCGCAAAAGGACCAUUUAACUGGGAUGAAUAUUUAAAAGAGACAGGCUGCACAGCUGCACCUCCAGAUUGUUUUAGACAGUCUAGGACUCCACCAAGCAAUGAAUUUAAAGUGGGCAUGAAAUUGGAAGCUCAUGAUCCCCGAAAUGUUACCUCAGUUUGUAUCGCUACGGUCAUAGGGAUAACUGGUGCUCGCUUACGGUUACGACUGGAUGGAAGUGAUGACAAGAAUGAUUUUUGGAGACUGGUGGACUCAUUGGAUAUUCAGCACAUUGGCACAUGUGAGAAAAAAGGAGAUAUGCUGCAGCCACCUCUGGGAUUUCGGAUGAAUGCAUCCUCUUGGCCGAUGUUUCUGUUGAGAACACUAAACGGAGCUGAUAUGGCACCAGCAUCAUACUUUAAAAAUGAACCACAAAAACCGUCUCAGAACUUCUUUAAAACUGGAAUGAAAUUGGAAGCUGUGGACAAGAAAAAUCCAUACUUAAUCUGCCCAGCGACUAUUGGUGAUGUGAAAGGUGAAGAAAUAUUUGUUACUUUUGAUGGAUGGAGAGGGGCCUUUGAUUACUGGUGCAAAUAUGACUCUCGGGACAUCUUUCCCGUUGGAUGGUGCAGUAUGACUGGGGAUUCAUUACAACCCCCUGGAAACAGUGUUUCAGUUUUAAAGAACACAAGCAUCCCAGCAUCACCCACAAAGAUUGUCAGACGCUCAAUGCAGUCUCCUCAGAAACCAGCCCCAACCCAGAAGGGAAGGAAGCCAAUGCAAGACAAGCCUCUGGGACAAACCACCACUGCACCAAGGAGAGUCAAACAUCCCCAAAACACUGCUCUGUCAAGAAACGUAUUAAAUGCGGAGAACCUAAAAACCAGGAAGAAGGACUUAAAGCCAGGAAGAAAGAAAGAAAUUCCAAGUUUGCAUCCAUCUCUACCUCCUGCCCCCUCUGCUGAUGGGGACUUUAAUAAAUCACAAAUGCCUAAAGAUGGUGUUUGCAUGGUGGGUUCUUCCCCAGCAGUGAUAUCUACAGUUUGCGUUUAUGUGAACAAGCAUGGAAACUCAGGUCCUCAUCUCGACAAAAAAAAGGUUCUACAACUUCCAGAUCACUUUGGGCCAGGUCCUGUCAAUGUUGUCCUUCAGCAGGCAGUGCAGGCCUGUGUAGACUGCGCCCAUCAAUGCAAGGUAGUGUUCAGCUUCCUGAAGUCUGGACAUCAUGGCGGAGAAAUUAUAACUGCUUCUUUUGAUGGAGAAAAGCAUUCUGUCCACCUGCCACCAGUGAACAGUGCAUCAUUUGUAUUACGCUUUUUGGAGAAACUGUGCCACAGCCUGCAAUGUGACAACUUAUUUAGUAGCCAGCCUUUUAGUCCGUACAUGAGUGGAGCACAAAGUCCAAUGGACUAUGACAGGAGCAAAUCCACAAAAGAAGAAAUGUCUGAAAGAAGCAGCAAGAGACUCCCCCAAGAGUCUCUGCCUUACACAGCUACGUUGCCCCCAAAACUACCCAGAACAGAAGCUCAUCCUUCUGAAGCUGAGACAUUACCCGCAGAGGAAAAUGGCAUUACCAAAGAACACCGAUAUUCUGAGGAAUCCAUGGACUCUGCUUUAAAUACUGUAAAUCCCUCAAGUCCGGCUCACCACAACACAGUUGACGUUCGUGCUGUUGGCAACACACCGGCAUAUUACAGGACCCCUGUGACCGCUACCUCAAAUACUACUCCUCUCCUUCGCAGAUCAUCCUCAAGCUCAGCAAGCAAUAGCUACUAUGAUGCAGGUAGAAGCCGGAUACACAGAAGGAUAGAAGCUGCAAGCUCUACUACAGGACCCGAGCUUCUGUCCCCAAACCGAGAAACCUCAAGAGGCCCCAGUAAGGAUCCCACUACCUGGUCUGUGGAUGACGUCAUCUGUUUUGUAAAGGAAUCGGAUCCUCAAGCAUUGGCUCCUCAUGCCGAGCUGUUCAGACGACAUGAAAUUGAUGGCACAGCUCUUCUAUUACUCAGAAGUGACAUGAUCAUGAAAUACAUGGGACUAAAGCUUGGUCCAGCUCUGAAGCUGUGUUACCACAUCGAAAGACUAAAGCAAGGGAAGCAUUAGGAGUCUGGAAUAAAUACCAUUCAUGGAAUUGACAUCUACAUCAACGUGAACCAGAAGUUUUAUUCUCGCCAUCAUCUCUUCUAUGACUCAGUUUGCAGUUGCUACAAAAUACCUCCUCUAUCUUUGAACUCAGAUACUAUGUAUUUUUUUUCAUGUACUACAGUAUUCUUUUGUUAUGUAAAGCAAAAUUGGUGCUUGACAUUGAGAAAGGAAGGAGUCAAUUCCUUUACCCUUUUUUUUUUUAUGUAUUGUAAGUUAAAAAGACGUUCGUUGUAGUUUGUAAGGUUUUUUCCUUUUUUUUUUUUUUUUUUUUUUUUUUUUAACCAAAAUGCUAAAUCCCAAAGCAGCCUGUGAAGCGGAUCAAAUGAAAAAGCAUAAAGUUGGGCGUGGAAUGAGAUGGUUGGAGGAGCGUCAUGUUAUAAGCUUGCAAUCCAGUCUCUCUGCUGGACCUGAGAUCUUCCAUUGUUAUCUGCAAUAGUUCGACAUUCCUAAAGAGAAUGGACUUAAAGUGAAUAAACUACAAAUAUCUCAGUCUUGCUUCACAAACUUGUAAAGCAAAAACUGUUGUCAAUAUUCUAAUAUGUAGCAGUCCUGAAACAUAAUUUUAAAGUGGUGUGCCCACAUUAUCUGCUUUAUGCGUGUUACAAAGCAUUUUUGUUUUUAUUAAUGAGCAGUGACAAUUUCAUAUGAUGCAAAUGGUGCUAGACGGUAGUACAGGUUGAAGAGUAAAACAGAUGCCAUGCCAGUCACACAGUUUACUGUCAGGGAUCAGAAAUACAUUUUAUUUGUGUAUAAAAUUGAAUGUAUUAUAUAGUGCAGCUAGCAACUGGCCAAUUUUUUUAAUGGAAUAUGUAGUAUAUAGAGUUUUUAUUCUACUUCCUACUGUCUUUUGUAUAAAAUUUAAGAAGAAAAAAAAACAUCAAGAAAAAGAAAAAAAAUGUUUAGUAGAAAUGCAUAUUAUUUGUUGGAAGAUCAUUCUUUAGUUAAUAUUUCUCAGGUUUUAGCUGCUAUAUUCUGCCAAAUCAUGCUAUUUUGGGUUUUUAUAUUUUUUUGUAUUUUUUUUUUUUUCAAGAUGUUUUUCAAGAUGUUUUGUUUCUUCUUAUGCUGUAAAGACCUCUAUAAAUUAAGCUGGGUACACAUGCAACAAACACAUGCAUGUGUAAUAAAAUGCUGGAACUGUUGUGAAAGUA
Messenger RNA from Pelobates fuscus (common spadefoot toad), 3698 nucleotides. RefSeq names its product Scm polycomb group protein like 2 (gene SCML2). Gene Ontology annotation, cellular component: nucleus. Gene Ontology annotation, biological process: negative regulation of DNA-templated transcription. The coding region runs from base 406 to 2508 and encodes 700 amino acids. Gene Ontology annotation, molecular function: histone binding; chromatin binding. Lineage: Eukaryota; Metazoa; Chordata; Amphibia; Anura; Pelobatidae. The record is from RefSeq and is a predicted model, not a curated record. The transcript has 15 exons.